UUUGACCAUUCUCUACAAAUUUUUGGAAUCCUUCAGUUAGAAAUUUGUAAGAAAUUAAAAUCUAGGGGUUUUUCAACUCCAUUAAUUAAUGGAGGAAGAUAAAGCAGCUGCAUAUUACGAAGAACUAACACGAAAGGGAGAAGGUGCAGCUAGAUUCAAACAAGGAUUAGGUUUCUCUUCAAAAUCAUCAGAUACUAGUAAUCCCAGUAAAGGUUCUGCUCAUCCAUCUUCCACUUCUUCUUUCCUUAGUAGUUUCGUUAAAGCUUCAAGUCCUUCGAAAUCAACUGAAGUGUCACAGAAACGAAUUGAGCUUGAAAAUGUUCAGAACAAGCUUAAGAAGAAGAAGAACGAGAAGUCUGAAUCUUUAUCUAGGGUUUCGGAAAAACGUUCAUCUAGUAUAGAGAGAAAUGGGGAUCCAAGGAGAAGAAGUAGGAGUAGGGAAAGAAGUGGGAAUAAUGAUAGAGAACGAAAGAGCGAGAGGAGGAGAAGAAGAAGUAGGUCUUCCGAGGAGGAGGAUGAAAGAAGGCGCAGGAGUGGUCGAGAAAAUCGCAGUAGACGAAGGAGUAGGAGCUCGUCUCCUGGUGAUAGGAGAAAGCUAGAGAAAAGGAGAGAUGAUCGAGAAAAUCGAUAUAGACGAAGAAGUAGAAGUUUGUCUCCUGGCAGUAGAAGGUUAGAAAAGGGGAGAGAUGAUCGACGUGAUAGUAGAACAGAAGGUAAAAGGGAUAAGGAAAGGAAUGGUGCAGUCGAUUAUGCCAAACUUAUCAAAGGAUAUGCUGAAAUGACUCCAGCAGAAAGAGUUAAAGCAAAGAUGAAGCUUCAACUCGCACAAACAGUUGAAAAGGAUACUUCUAAGGGCAUGGGAGCAGGAUGGGAACGUUUUGAGUUUAACAAAGAUGCGCCACUAGAUGAGGGUGAGGAAAUGGAAGCGGCAGAAGAUGAGGCAAACUUGGUCAAGACUGCCGGCCAAACUUUCCGGUUUUCUGCAAUAGAGUCAAGAAGGGAGGAGCAAAUUAAGGCUGCUCAUGAUGAUGCUAUGUUUGGAGUACCAACGGCUGAAGCAUCCACCAGCCUUGCAGAGUUGGAAGAAAAGGAACCAAUUGUGGAGGACUCUAGGAAAGAGAGCAGUGAUAGUGGUUUAGGUGCAAAUAUCAUCAGUGAAAAAGUACUCGCAAAGCAGACUGGUUCUUGGCGAGACCGAGCUCGUAAACUCAAAGACGGGUGAGGUGAUUGGGCAAAUUUCUAGAUGAUUAUCAGAUCCCAAAUUAUGUUUCCGAAACAACUUUGGAAGAAAAUGAGAAAAUGUGAAAAAACAAAGACAGGCUAGUUGAAGAAAAUCUGAUUACUCAGUAGUCAGUACGGCUUUUCAGUAAUAUCCAUGGGCGAAUACAAGGGGGGAGUCUGUGGGGUCGCAGGUGCCAUAAGACUUUAAAAUCAGUAAACACCUGUAUAUUUUCCCAAUUUGCCUCAGCUAAUGGCUCUCAUGUAGCUAAUUUUAUUGAUAUGUACUAACACCAAGUCCUGAAAUAAACAUAUCCUUAAUGCAUUGUUUGAUGAGAAAACUCUUCAUAAAAUUGUUAAUGUUAGAAUCCCUUUUGCUGGAACA
Molecule: messenger RNA, 1603 nt
Organism: Papaver somniferum (opium poppy)
Lineage: Eukaryota; Viridiplantae; Streptophyta; Magnoliopsida; Ranunculales; Papaveraceae
Product: pre-mRNA-splicing factor cwc25-like
Exons: 6
Coding region: 89-1222 (377 amino acids)
Biological process (GO): alternative mRNA splicing, via spliceosome
Cellular component (GO): nucleus; cytoplasm
Source: RefSeq, a predicted model, not a curated record